AUGCUUCAGCCGUCCAGAACUGCGCGCAUAUUGGCCUUUUUCUGCUGCGGCAUGUGGUCAGUGGCGCAUAGUUUUCGCCUGGUGCGCAUGUUUCUGCUUGGCCGCACGUACGCCGAGGUGAUCCAGCGGCAGGAAGACGACCACACCACGCGCGUGACGCUCAAAGCCGCUCGUCCCGCCGUGUUUUUCCCAGGCUGCUAUUUUUACGUCUUCUUUCAAGGGCCGCUUCCUUUCUACGACCUUCUCCGUGGCUACGCAAUGAUGCCGUUCUGGGUUGACUCAGAGCACGUAGCAUCCGGUGCCGCUUCGGAGCUUAGUUUUCUGAUAUCGCACACGGGAAACCAUAAAAGGUCGUUGGCUACUGUGCGCAAGGGGCAGUUCCUCAGACUUGACGGCCCCUACGGCAAGGAUCUGCAGCUGCAGUCUUACGAGACGGUGGUUCUGGCCGCGAAGGGCAUGGGCAUUGUCGGUGUCUUGCCCUUUGCUCGCCAUCUUGCCGAAAGGAGAAAGCAUGACGACGGAGCUCGUGGUACUACGGCGCGUCUGCGAGACUCCAGGGAACCUGUUUUCGGCGACCUCAGCCGCAACGUCGAUCUGAUUUGGUGGUUGGAGAGCAACGAACAAGAGGAAUGGGUUGCAGAGCAGCUAAAGGAACUGCAAAAAAUAGACACGAAGCAUCUGAACGUCUGUUUACCAGUCUAG
This is a messenger RNA of Cordyceps fumosorosea ARSEF 2679, 702 nucleotides long. RefSeq lists its product as hypothetical. The coding region runs from base 1 to 702 and encodes 233 amino acids. Gene Ontology annotation, molecular function: ferric-chelate reductase activity. Gene Ontology annotation, biological process: intracellular iron ion homeostasis; copper ion import; iron ion transport. NCBI's taxonomy places the organism in Eukaryota, Fungi, Ascomycota, Sordariomycetes, Hypocreales, Cordycipitaceae. Gene Ontology annotation, cellular component: plasma membrane. The transcript is spliced from 2 exons. The record is from RefSeq and is a predicted model, not a curated record.